Messenger RNA from Histoplasma capsulatum G186AR, 381 nucleotides. RefSeq lists its product as uncharacterized. The record is from RefSeq and is a predicted model, not a curated record. The coding region runs from base 1 to 381 and encodes 126 amino acids. The transcript has a single exon. Lineage: Eukaryota; Fungi; Ascomycota; Eurotiomycetes; Onygenales; Ajellomycetaceae.
AUGACCCCUAACCCAACAAUCCGAUUUCACGGGAAGGACGUCCCCCUCGAGCUUCCCGCAGGAGUCGCGACAUCAAUCACAUUCGGCGACAUUGCAGUCUCCCUGCCAUCAACCAGUAGGAACGUCCAUUUAGACUACCUCACGCCAAUCCACGACAUGAAUCAAGAAUUCAAACCAAUGCCUUUCCCCGACGACGCUGACUGGCCCUCCUCCCCACGACGCGCCGAACUCUACGCCAACGCAGAUAUCCUAACCCACCCCUUCGUCUCACCCCUAAGCGGGCCGAAGGAGAUAUGGAAAGACGCCCCGCCGAUAUUCAUCACCAUCGGCGAAGAGCUGAUCGAAGACGACGGCACGUACCUGGCGAAAAAAAGCGCAUGA